AUGACUAUACCGCCACAAGCCAAGACGACUUGCGAUCAGCCACUAUCACUUUGUCGUCAUGUUAUGAGGUUGGAUAAUAGCACUAUACAGACAUUUACACUAUCAAACAACUCUUAUGACUUCCUCGGAAAGUCUAGCGAUUCAAAGUUCUCUGGCCAAGGAGAUUCUAUUAUAUACAAAAAUGGGCCAUCAGAAACAACAGUUCUGCUGCAAUGUGUCCAAACAGAUAAUCAGCUUCAAGUGUAUUCUUUAGCGGAACCAUCUAAACUUGUGUUAGCGUUCUAUUCGAAAGAUGCGUGUUUGAAGCAGAUAGAAGACGUGGGAAGAUCAGCUGGUUCAACACUUUUGAUUAUAUUCUUUUCAUGUCUCAUAUUCUACCUCGUUCUCGGCAUCUGUACGAAGAAGUUCCUUAUGGGUGCGACCGGUAUUGAAGUCAUACCCAACCUUGGCUUCUGGUCGGAUAUACCAAAUCUUGUUAAGGAUGGCUGGCUUUUUAUGACAAAUGGCUUCAAGUUGCCAGCUAGGGCGACGGGACAAACAGUGUCACCCGACCCCAACAGCUACGACAGUAUAUAA
Messenger RNA from Arctia plantaginis, 576 nucleotides. Lineage: Eukaryota; Metazoa; Arthropoda; Insecta; Lepidoptera; Erebidae. The record is from the annotation of a GenBank genome assembly.